ACAGAUUGCCGGGAACAGCUGUGUUAACGCAUAUUUCCUUGAUUAAAGCGCGUUUUACGGCGUAUUUCGCCAGUUGUACUAAUAUUCGUCACAAUUUGUAAGCUCUUUACAUGUCGUUGAGUCAAAUUAGCAAUCAUUACAAUGAACACCUUUUCGAGACGAAUUCCGUGGAGCAAGUAACCCCAAUAGUAAACAAAAGACAACUAAAUAAUGAAAAUCAAGAAAACGUGACAAAUAAACGCGCAAAGGUUACAUCUCUUCGGGAAGAGACUAUUGAAUCAGCAGAGGAAGACGAUUCUAAUGAGCAAGAAAAUGACUCGAACGUGUCUUCUCGGCUCGUUUCCCCGGAGUUAGAUGUCCGCGAGGAUGAUGCUCUUUUUGCAAAUCGAGUUGGCGUGUUACAAUCUAUUCAUCUUAUCAAUUUCAUGUGUCAUGAUGCCCUGAAACUGGAUUUCGGUCCUCGGAUCAAUUUUAUUAUUGGUCAUAAUGGUAGCGGUAAAAGUGCUAUACUCACCGGUCUUGUCGUAUGUCUGGGUGCGAAAGCAGCUUCAACGAAUCGUGGUGCGAAUCUAAAAACAUUGAUUAAAGAAGGCCGUUCACAGGCCCGUGUGUCUAUCGUUAUAAGUAACCGAGGUCCAGAGGCUUUCCGACAUGAUGUGUAUGGAAACUUCAUUACUAUUGAGCGUACCGUCCGCAGGGAUAGCGCCAACGACUUAAAAAUUCGUGCUCAGGAUGGAACCGUCGUAUCAACAAGAAAGGAAGAGCUUGAUGAUAUUUGCGAUCACAUGGGUCUUCAGAUUGACAAUCCCAUGAACAUCUUGACACAGGACACUGCUCGACAAUUCCUUGGAAACUCAAGUCCAAAGGAAAAGUAUCGGCUGUUCAUGAAAGGCAUUCAAUUAGAACAACUAGAGAAAAACUAUACAUUAAUCGAGGACAGCAUCAGUAGUACUCAGAAUCUUCUGCUGAACAAGAAAGAUGCGCUCCAUAACCUCUCGAAAACUGAAGAGCGCUGUCGGUUUCAAUGGGAAAAAACUCGCAAAGCCGAGAAUAUGCAUCUACUUGUGGAACAGAAAAAAGCAGAGAUGGCUUGGGCUCAAGUCAUUGAGGUUGAAAAAGAGCUACUCGCUGCUGAAAAGGAUGUUCAAGUCGCUGAAGCCAACCUAGCACGCGCGGAGAAUAACUUAAGAGAUUAUGCUUCAAGCAACAACUCGGUUGAAGAAAAAAUCACAGAAAAGAAGCAGAAAAUCGAGGAGCUCAAUGAGGAGAAAACAAAACUUCGGCGAAAAUUUGAGGAGUUCGCCCAAGAAUUUGAAUCACACCGCUCGGAAUUGAAUGUUAUUGAAGUUCAGAAAAAAGAUAUUCAAAAUAGUAUCACGGCGACAAAACAAUGUACGGAUGCUUACCGUCAACAACUUGCCGUAGAACACAACCGCGACAAGGAAAGCGGUGAUGGCCAACAUGACCAACGAGCUACUGAAACUUCGGCUCUGCAAAAAGAGAUUGCCAACCUAGGUGAACUAAUUGUUGAGCAAGAAACUCGCAAAAACGAACUUCAUCAACAAGUGCAGGAUCUAAAGAAUGUUCUCGAGGAACGUGAAAAGGCAAAGGAACUUGCAACUUCAAAAUGCUCAGAUCAAGCAGGAAAACUGCGUAUCAUAGAAGAUGUUCGGUCCGACAGAAUUAGUGCAUUUGGCCAAAACAUGUCUCGGUUGCUGUACUUGAUUAAUCGGGAAACACGUUUUAUCAGUAAGCCAAAAGGUCCAAUGGGUCGUUACAUGAAUGUGAAAGAUGAUAAAUGGCAUUUAAUUUUGGAGCGCAUCUUUGGCAAUGUAAUCAAUGGUUUCAUUGUUCGUGACCAUCAUGAUCAAGCUUUGCUUAAGUCUUUAAUGCGCCAAGCUAAUUGUCGUGCCACUAUCGUUGUUGGCAAGUACGAUCCAUUUGACUAUUCCGCAGGUGAACCAACGCAGAAGUAUCCAACUGUUUUGCGAAUGAUUGACUUCUCGGAUGAUGAGGUGUUGCAUACCCUCAUCAAUCAUUUGGGUAUUGAAAAAAUGCUAUUAAUUGAGGACCGACGCGAGGCAGAACAAUUUAUGAAGAGUGGUCCGGCGAACGUAACACAGUGCUACGCCAUUGAUCCCAGAAGCAAAGGCUAUGGUUUUCGAAUCGUUAGUAAUCAACGAUCUUCUGGUAUCUCUAAGGUUUCACCUUGGAAUCGCCCUCCUCGGAUUGGUAACUCGGUGACCAUGAACAUAGAGCAAGAAAAAGAGACGCUGGCCGCCUUUAAAGCAGAGCUCGAUCAAGCUGUUAAAAGUUGGGAGGAUGCGAAGAUUGACUACUCUCGGGCUUACCGUGAAGAGGCGAUCAUUACUGAAAAAGUCAGUGAACUAAAACAAACCGUUUUGUCUAAACGGCGUAAGCUAAAUUCGUUAGAAGCUAUGGAAAUUGCAUCUAUGGACACGAGUAAAAUUGAAAACUUGGAAAAGCGAAUUCGCGAUACAGAGACUGAGCUUGAAAGUUAUCAGGGUCAAUUAAACGAUGCUGAAAAUGCGGCAUCUCGUCUACGGGAAAAACAAGCGCCAGUGGUUGAGAAACUAAACUCCGUCAAGGAGGAGAUUAAACGUUUAAGUCAAAAGUUGGGUGAAGCGCAGCAAGAGCUGAAUGCUUUACUCGACUCCAAAACGAAGUAUGACGUUGACUUGGAACACUAUCAAAAUCGAGUACAGAAUUGCAUUGACACAUUGAAUGAGAAAAAGUACUCUCGUGAAACUCGGGCUCAAAUUGUUCGAGACUUCACCGCAAAAGCAUCUAGUCGAUGUGAACGUGUUCCGGUGGAACACACUCCAGAAGAACUUGAUGUGGAAAUUGAACGAUUAGAACUUCAAAUUCAAGAAUGGAGAGGACAAACGGGUAUUUCCAUCGAGAAAGCCGCCGAGGAGUACUUGGCAGCAAAGGAAGAACACGAUCGUGCUAAGAUUUUACUUGACCGCUUGGAAAAGUUACUCGAGAUUUUGCAGGAAACAUUGCGGAAACGUGUUGAGCGCUGGACCAAGUUUCGUAAACUUAUCACGUUGCGCACAAAAGAACUCUUUGAAUUAUAUCUGAAUCAACGUAAUUUCACGGGAAAACUGGUCAUUCGUCAUCAGGACGAGUUCCUUGAACCGCGUGUAUAUCCAGCCAACCGCAACAUUGGUUUCCAGUCCCAGUCAUCGCGUUCACAAAAUACCGUUCAAGGCUUAUCCGGCGGCGAGAAAUCUUUUGCAACGGUGUGUAUGUUGCUUUCCAUCUGGGAGGCUAUGAGUUGUCCUAUCCGCUGCUUGGAUGAGUUUGAUGUCUUCAUGGACGCCGUUAAUCGACUCGUUAGUAUAAAAAUGAUGGUCGACUCAGCAAAAGAUUCUUCUGAAAAGCAGUUUAUUUUUAUUACUCCACAGGAUAUGGGUCAUGUGGCCUUUGACAAGGACGUUUCCAUCUAUCGAUUGAGCGAUCCCGUUCGUUCAGAUUUGGCUGCCUCUACCGCUCCAUGAGAAUUUCAUGAAUUUGUUUUUUCUUCUGCUUGUUCGAUGUCUGUUACCCUUGUUCGCACACAGUCUCUCCCCCGCCUCUAUGUCACUUCGUUCUUGCUUGCUUUCCUAUCCUGUUGUAACUUCAUUCCUUCAAACCUUCUCCCAGCAUGGAACAGACGACCCAGGCCCCGCCAUCCAUUGCCAACGGAUUUCACUCCAGCAGCGGAUCAACACCAUUUUUGACAAGAAAAAAAAUAGAAGAGGACGAGACGGUACUAGUGUGUGUACUUUCCUAUCUAACAAAAUAUUUAAUGAUUCAUUUCUGCUUGGUUUAAGAUAAAGCGUUCGUAAAGGAAAUCUGGGUCUUGGCAAUUGAGUAUGAUGAGACACGCUGAACACAUUGACAACAGUAAUACAAUCGUUAUUUCAUGGACAUAUGCGCCGAG
Molecule: messenger RNA, 3949 nt
Organism: Schizosaccharomyces japonicus yFS275
Lineage: Eukaryota; Fungi; Ascomycota; Schizosaccharomycetes; Schizosaccharomycetales; Schizosaccharomycetaceae
Product: Smc5-6 complex SMC subunit Smc6
Exons: 2
Coding region: 111-3524 (1137 amino acids)
Biological process (GO): double-strand break repair via homologous recombination
Cellular component (GO): chromosome; Smc5-Smc6 complex; nucleus
Molecular function (GO): ATP-dependent activity, acting on DNA; single-stranded DNA binding
Source: RefSeq, a predicted model, not a curated record